Messenger RNA from Miscanthus lutarioriparius, 3075 nucleotides. Lineage: Eukaryota; Viridiplantae; Streptophyta; Magnoliopsida; Poales; Poaceae. The record is from the annotation of a GenBank genome assembly.
AUGCGCGCACGCUAUCGCAGCCUCGGCCGCACGAGCUAUGCAGCAGCAUCUGCUUCUUCUCGCAAGGCGGCGCGUCGCGCGCUCCACGCGGCGGCGCCCGCUUCCGGUCACAUGCAGAGUCAGCGCGGUAGCGCGCCGCUCGGGCUCGCUGCCCCCGCCGCGCAGCACAUUGGGCGUAUGCUGGCCGAGGGCCUCCGGCCGGGCGCGCUCGAGCUCGCCGCGGCGAUCAGGUCGGCCUCGGCGCUCCCGGGUGGCGGCGGCGGCGCCGCCCUCGCGGGGUGCCUCCACGGGCUCGCCGUGAAGGCCGGGCGCGUGGCGAGCAGCGCGACGGUGGCGAAGGCGGUCAUGGGCGCGUACGGGAGGUUCGGGCCCCUCGCGGACGCCCUCCUGGUGUUCGACGAAAUGGCGCGCCCCGACGCGGUGUGCUGGAACAUCCUCAUCACCGCGUGCUCUCGCCGUGGGCUUUUCGAGGACGCUUUUGUUUUGUUCCGGUCGAUGCUCUCCUGUGGCGUGGUGGGGCAGAGCAUGCCGACCGCAGUGACAGUGGCUGUAAUUGUUGCGGCGUGUGCAAAGUGGAGGCAUUUGCGGACCGGCAGAAGCGUCCAUGGCUACGUGGUGAAAACUGGUUUGGAGUCAGAUACUCUCUGUGGAAAUGCAUUGGUGUCAAUGUAUGCAAAAUGUGGUGGAAGCAGGGCAAUGGAUGAUGCACAUAGAGCGUUUUCUUCUAUUCGCUGUAAAGAUGUUGUUUCAUGGAAUUCGAUCAUCGCAGGGUACAUAGAGAAUCGGUUAUUUCAAGAGGCACUUGUGCUGUUCAGUCAGAUGAUCUCACAGGGAUCUCUUCCAAAUUAUUCAACAGUGGCUAGUAUUCUUCCUGUGUGCUCAUUCACGGAGUUUGGGAGGUAUCAUGGGAAAGAAGUGCACAGUUUCGUGGUCAGGCAUGGUUUGGAAAUGGAUGUAUCUGUUUCUAAUGCACUGAUGACACAUUAUUCCAAAGUGCUUGAAAUGAAGGCUGUAGAAUCAAUAUUUGCAAGUAUGGAUGUGAGGGAUAUUGUAUCAUGGAACACCAUUAUUGCAGGAUAUGUGAUGAAUGGGUAUCACUAUAGAGCAUUGGGCCUGUUUCAUGAGCUUCUGUCUACAGGAAUUGCUCCUGAUUCUGUUUCUUUUAUCAGUCUGCUCACUGCUUGUGCUCAAGUAGGUGAUGUCAAGCCAGGGAUGGGGGUUCAUGGUUAUAUCCUUCAAAGGCCAGUACUUCUUCAAGAAACAUCCUUAAUGAAUGCUCUUGUCACUUUUUAUAGCCACUGUGAUAGGUUUGAUGACGCUUUCCGUGCUUUCACCGAUAUUCUGAACAAAGACUCAAUUUCAUGGAAUGCGAUUCUCUCUGCUUGUGCCAACAGUGAACAGCAUAUCGAGAAGUUCUUUGUACUGAUGAGUGAAAUGUGCCGUGGGGUAAAUCAGUGGGAUUCUGUCACAGUCUUGAAUGUUAUACACGUGAGUACCUUCUGCGGGAUUAAGAUGGUCCGUGAAGCUCAUGGGUGGUCCCUACGGGUUGGUUAUACAGGUGAAACUUCAGUAGCAAAUGCUAUUCUGGAUGCUUAUGUGAAGUGUGGCUACUCACACGAUGCAUGCAUACUUUUCAGAAACCAUGCUGGGCGAAACAUUGUAACUGAUAAUAUAAUGAUUUCUUGCUACCUGAAAAAUAACUGUAUAGAGGACGCUGAGGUGAUCUUCAACCAUAUGGCUGAGAAAGACCUGACUUCAUGGAAUUUGAUGAUCCAGUUGUAUGCGCAGAAUGACAUGGAUGGUCAAGCUUUCAGUCUGUUUAAUCACUUGCAAUCUGAAGGCUUGAAGCCUGAUAUUGUUAGCAUUGCAAACAUUCUUGAGGCUUGCAUCCAUUUGUGUUCUGUACAGCUUGUGAGACAAUGCCAUGCCUACAUGCUCAGAGCAUCCCUAGAAGACAUCCAUCUUGAAGGAGCUCUUGUUGAUGCGUACUCAAAGUGCGGCAACAUAACCAAUGCAUAUAACAUCUUUCAGGUCAGCUCAAAGGACCUCGUUACAUUCACUGCCAUGAUUGGAUGUUAUGCGAUGCAUGGAAUGGCAGAAGAGGCAGUAGAGCUGUUCUCUAAAAUGCUUAAACUUAAUAUUAGGCCAGACCAUGUAGUUCUGACCACGCUUCUGUCAGCAUGCAGUCACGCAGGGCUGGUUGAUGCAGGAAUCAAAAAUUUCAAGUCCAUCAGAGAGAUUCACAGAGUUGUACCGACAGCAGAACACUAUGCGUGUAUGGUUGACCUUCUUGCCCGUAGCGGACAUCUCCAAGAUGCAUAUAUGUUUGCCUUGGAUAUGCCCCCUCAUGCGGUCAAUGCCAAUGCAUGGAGCUCCCUGCUAGGGGCAUGCAAGGUCCAUGGAGAGAUCAAAAUUGGCCAACUCGCCGCUGAUCAGUUGUUCUCAAUGGAAGAGGGGGACAUUGGGAACUAUGUCAUUAUGUCAAACAUCUAUGCAGCUGAUGAGAAAUGGGAUGGUGUUGAGCAUGUCCGGAAACUGAUGAAGUCCCAGGAUAUGAAAAAACCUGCAGGAUGCAGCUGGAUUGAGGACUUCAACUUCCUGGCUGCAAAUAGUAACAAAUUCUCCUUUGUUUCACUGAGAGGCUGGAGAUUAUUUCCAUUAUCUAAAAAUGUGAGCACCGGCAAGGAUCUUGAAGCCAAGAAAGAGACCAUGGAUUUCAAGUUAACCAAGGUGCAUACCAUACCCACUUCUCCUGUUGAUGACAAGUUCAGUGUAACAGUUGUUAGUAUUGGCACUUGGCAGUGUGUCAAUACUGCACACACUGCCAACAACACUUUGACUAGAGACCUGAAGGUGCUUCCAGUUCCAGUGCUUGAGCCUUCAUGUGCAUGGACUUCCAAUGAAUUUUUUUAUCCUACUGCUCCUGAAUGCCACUCUACUUUGGAGAAGCAUACCACUUUUGGAACCAACUGCUGCCGGCUGCAGAUUUCUUCUCAGCUGCAUCUUGAAAAAGAGCAGGAGAUUGGGAUUCAGGGAGGAAGCCGAGCAGCGCUCAAGCGUUGGGCAAGGCACUGA